AUGGACCCCUCGUUUGUUCAACUGCUGCUCGAUAUAAAAUGUGAAUUAAGGGACUCUUCAUCAAGGCUAUCGCGUUUGAAGCUGUAUAAUUCCUCAAAGUGGUCUGCCGAAGCCCUCUGUGGGAUGUGUGAAUUCCCUAUGCCCUCCGAUACGAGCAACUUACUGAAAAUUGAUGAAUCUCCCCUACGUAGUAGGGGCCAAGCCAGCGCUUUCACUGAAGGGCAAUCAAAGGAAACAACCGGCGGACAGGAAGACGCGCCGAUGGAAAGUAAGGAGUACGAUUUGUUCCUCCUUGCAUCGACUUUAUUUGAUUGUAAAGAAUUCGAUAGAUGUGCAUACUUUUUAGCCGAUGCAAAACACCCUGAACUCAAGUUUCUCAAGCUCUACAGCAAGUAUUUAUCAUGGGAUAAAAAGACGCAAGAAAGCAUGGAGAGCAUGCUAACAUCAGGAAGCUCAAACAACAGUAGUAAUGGCAGAGCUGGUACAAAGGCUGGUAGUGGCAGCAGGGAUACUCUUGACAUGCUGCGAAACCAAGACCCUCGAAAGAGUAAUCCUUCGAAGAAAUUCCAAAAAUCGAGUGACCUCGACCAUGGCGAGUCCACAAGCAUUCCUGCAAUAUUGAAGGAGCUCAACGAAUACUUACCACCGGAGAGCGACCUUGAGGGCAGUGGUAUUGGUAUGUCUUUGCUGUAUUAUCUUCGAGGUUUACUUUAUAAGCUGCAAGAUAUACCAUCGAAUGCUAUCAGUUCUUUUCUCAGCGCUAUCUCCAUAUACCCAUAUAAUUGGGCGUGCUGGAAUGAACUCUUAAGCUGUUUAUCUCGCCCAGAUGAAUCGCUACUCCUACUAAAGAUACUUAAUGACAAGUUUACGAGCGAGAAAUACCAGAUUAUGCUAAAGUUCUUCAAACUUUCCUUAUUCCAGGAAUUCAAUGGCAACAUUGACGAUUUUAUCCAAGAACUCGAUUUCCUAUUAUCAAUCUUCCCAAACUUUGCGUUUUUAAAGACGCAGCAUGCCUUAGUAAAUUACCAUUACAUGGAUUAUGUGAAUGCCGGGUUCAUUUUUGACCAAAUCAUCAAGCUAGAUCCGUAUCGCCUGGAAGACAUGGACACUUAUUCUAACAUACUUUACGUGAUGCAAAAACCUUCCAAGCUGGCGUACCUUGCACAGUUUGCUUCCGGAGUAGAUAGAUUCCGAGCUGAGACUUGUUGUAUUGUUGCCAAUUAUUAUAGUGCUAAGCAGGAACACGAGAAGUCAAUAAUGUACUUUAGAAGAGCACUGACACUGAACAAGAACUGUACUAGCGCUUGGACGCUAAUGGGGCACGAGUUUGUAGAGCUGAAGAAUUCACACGCUGCCAUCGAGUGUUACAGACGAGCUGUCGACAUCAAUUCACGAGACUUCAAAGCUUGGUAUGGCCUAGGCCAAGCCUACGAGGUACUGGACAUGCAUUUGUACUCGCUUUACUACUUUCAACGCUCUUGUGCCCUAAAGCCGCUAGACAAGAGAAUGUGGCAGGCACUUGCGAGCUGCUACGAAAAGGUUGACAAUGUGGACGAAUCAAUCAAGUGCUACACAAGAGCACUUCAGCUCUCUUUCAACGCUGAUUUGGACACUGUAAUCUUGUACAGGCUGGCCCUCCUGCAUGGAAAGCUGCACGACAUCGAAAGUUGUAAAUCUUAUAUGGCCAAGUGCGUCACUACAAAUGAGAGCGCCGAUGGUUUGAUAAGUGACGAAAUUACCAAAGCCAGCCUCUGGCUCGCUAAGCAUGAAGCUAGGAACAAAAAUUUUUCUGAAGCUUACAAGUAUGCACUCGGUGUUACACAUGGAACCUCUCAGGAAAUAGAAGAGGCCCGCGCAAUAGCACGCGAGUGCCGGAAACGGAUGGAUUGA
Molecule: messenger RNA, 1890 nt
Organism: Lachancea dasiensis
Lineage: Eukaryota; Fungi; Ascomycota; Saccharomycetes; Saccharomycetales; Saccharomycetaceae
Source: the annotation of a GenBank genome assembly